This is a messenger RNA of Lathyrus oleraceus (garden pea), 721 nucleotides long. RefSeq lists its product as uncharacterized. Lineage: Eukaryota; Viridiplantae; Streptophyta; Magnoliopsida; Fabales; Fabaceae. Bases 116 to 526 code for a protein of 136 amino acids. Gene Ontology annotation, molecular function: nucleoside triphosphate diphosphatase activity. The transcript has 2 exons. The record is from RefSeq and is a predicted model, not a curated record. Gene Ontology annotation, biological process: nucleoside triphosphate catabolic process.
UGAGUUUGUUUCUUUAUAAGGAACACCAUUUCUCUUAUUCCCUUUUGUCUUUUCUUCCGUCUCGUCUCUGUCCUUUCGAGUCUCUCUCUCUCUGAUUUCUCUUUGGAUCUUCAACAUGAGUGGGGUUCAUGAAGGUGACUCUGUAACCAUUGGAAAACUCAAGCAAUUGCAGGCUGAUUUCGCCAAAGAAAGGGAUUGGGAUCAAUAUCACAGCCCAAGGAACCUUCUCUUGGCUAUGGUGAAUGAAGUGGGAGAAUUGUCCGAGAUAUUUCAGUGGAAAGGUGAGAUUAAAAGGGGACUUCCAGAGUUUAAAGAGGAAGAAAAAGUUCAUCUUGGAGAAGAGCUUUCUGAUGUGUUGCUUUACCUUGUUCGUCUCUCUGACAUUUGCGGUGUUGAUCUUGGCAAAGCUGCUUUGAGAAAAGUUGAAAUGAAUGCUAUCAAAUAUCCUGCAAAAGUUAAUAAAGAAGUCACAAACAAGGAAGAUGAAGUUGAAAACUCUACCUCAGCUAAUAAUGGUACUGCUUGAAGGGUGUGGCUGUAUGAGGGUGACACAUUGGAGGAGUUAGUGUUAUGGUUUUUAUUCCAUUUUGCAUUGAAACUGAUAUUAGGUGCUUUUAUUUUUCUCACUGAUUUUGUUAAUGUUAUCUAACUCCUUUUCAAGUGUGAAAUAUGCUGAACUAUAUAUUUUAUCCAUUUUAAGGAGGUUUAAAUUUUUGGGAAA